AUGGUUGGCGUAUCCGAUACAACCAUUUUUAAAAUCCUGCACGAUCAUCUUGGCAUGACUAAGGUCAGUGCAAGAUGGGUACCGAGAAUGCUCACGCCGCCGCAAAAACAACAACGCGUAGAGUGUUCACGUGCAUUUUUGUACCUCUGCAAUGAAGACAAGGAUGGUGUAUUGAGUCGAAUUGUUACUGGAGACGAAACUUGGGUUCAUCAUUAUGAACCUGAGUCGAAACAAGACUCUAUGCAGUGGCAUAAAAAGGUCACAGCACCCCCCAAGAAGUUUAAGUUGUCACAGUCAGCUGGAAAAUUCAUGGCAACGGUCUUUUGGGACUCAGAAGGAAUAUUAUUGAUCGAUUAUAAGGAUAAAGGUGUUUCUAUAACCGGAGAAUACUACGCUUCAAUAUUAGAGCGAUUAAAAGAAGCCAUUAAAGAGAAAAGACGGGGAAAAUUGACGAAAGGUGUGCUGCUUUUGCACGAAAAUGCGCCCGUCCACAAGAGCCACGUUGCGUUGGCUGCCUUGCUUAAAGUGGGCUUCGAUAUUUUGAACCACUCACCCCACAGUCCAGACCUGGUCCCGAGUGAUUAUUACCUCUUUCCAAAAAUGAAAAAAGAGCUGCGAGGUAAAAAAUUUACCACCGAUGAUGAAGUUAAGGAGGCAGUUUCAGGGUUUUUUGAGGACAAAGACAAAACAUUUUUUAAUGAGGGUAUAAAUAAAUUAAUUGAAAGAUCUGAAAAAUGUGUCCGUCUUGCAGGUGAAUAUAUUGAUAAGGAAAAAUAA
This is a messenger RNA of Melitaea cinxia (Glanville fritillary), 777 nucleotides long. Its product is annotated as histone-lysine N-methyltransferase SETMAR-like. Bases 1 to 777 code for a protein of 258 amino acids. The record is from RefSeq and is a predicted model, not a curated record. Lineage: Eukaryota; Metazoa; Arthropoda; Insecta; Lepidoptera; Nymphalidae. Gene Ontology annotation, molecular function: nucleic acid binding. The transcript has a single exon.